Trichophyton rubrum CBS 118892 is the source of this 978-nucleotide messenger RNA. RefSeq lists its product as uncharacterized. The transcript has a single exon. Lineage: Eukaryota; Fungi; Ascomycota; Eurotiomycetes; Onygenales; Arthrodermataceae. The record is from RefSeq and is a predicted model, not a curated record. Bases 1 to 978 code for a protein of 325 amino acids.
AUGACGGCAACUCUUCGUCCUCCCCCUCGGAUACUCCUUUUGACGCUAGAUGCGUUCAAUACGAUAUUUCAUCCUAGGCAACACGUCGCGCUGCAGUACACUGAAAUUGCAAAGGCUUCAGGUUUCAUAUCCCAAAAUGUCACCCCCGAAUCAGUACAGGCGGCAUUCAAGGUUGCAUAUAAACGGGAGACUGCUUCAAGGCCCAAUUAUGGGAGAAACACACCAGGAUUUGGUGGUCCUAGAGAAUGGUGGGCAAAUGUCAUAAGAGGUUGUUUUGCACGAGUUCACACAGGCAAAAACGAAUUAGAGGGCGUUUCGGAAACAAGAGCCAUACAAGAAGUCCCGGACUCAUUGGUAGCUCAUCUCCUUCGAAGAUUUGAGAGCAAGGAAGGAUAUACAUUAUUUGAAGAUGUGGAAAGUUUCUUUGGCCGUCUAAAUUCCUGGAAGAAGGAGCUGCAGGAAAGGAAGAAAGCCGGCUGCCUUAGGGAGGGCGACGUACAGAAUGUCAUUGUUGGUGUGGUCUCCAACUCCGACGACAGAGUAUCCCCGAUCCUGAAUUCGCUGGGGUUGUCGGUUGGAAAUGCAUGGGCGGACAGCGGAGAGUUGCUACCUCGUGCAUCAUCAUCCAUUCCUACGGGUGAAGCUCAGUUGAACGAUGUUGACUUUAUAGUGACGAGUUAUGAGGCAGGAGAGGAAAAGCCACAUCGUCAUAUUUUUGACGUUGCGAAAACCAGAGCUAAAGAGCAUUUGUUGGUAACAGACCCUUCGUCUGAGGUAGACGGUCGCUGGAGACGUAUUCAUAUAGGAGACGACCAUGGUGAUGAUUACCAAGGAGCCAUUAAUGCUGGAUGGGAAAGCUUCUUGUUACUCCGGGAUGGAAUGGACUAUCUUCCCGGUACGGACCAUCGGGCCAUUGGGAGUGAUGUGAAGACUCUCCAUUCUUUGACUGAUUUAUAUACUCAAUUGAACCAAAGAUGA